AGGUCACAACGAGGCGCGGAACGUCAGUGCGCGAGCCGCGGUGGCACCGUGGCCGCGGGGGCGCGCGUGUGCGGACUUGGAGCGCGUCGCGGGCCCAGAAGGCUGCAAACCCUUCGCCCUUUCUGUCCUUGUUCUUUUGCGAACUUCCGGGCUUCCCUGCCCUUCCAAGAAUCAUUCUUGAGUGGGGCCUGGGAGCCGGCGAACGGUCCACGAUGAGCUGUAAGGCAAAGAGCCUGCUGGAGGCGAUAAAGUUCUCAGGCAAGGCUCUCGGUUUUGACAGAAGUUUGGAAAAGGUGACUGUUGUUUCUGCUGUCCCUGGGAAAGUGAUUUGUGAAGUGAAAGUAGAAGAGCAGCAUACCAAUAAAAUGGGCACCCUCCAUGGUGGCAUGACAGCCACCUUAGUGGAUGUCGUAUCAACAUAUGCUCUGCUGUGCACAGAAAGGGGAGCACCCGGAGUCAGUGUCGACAUGAACAUAACGUACAUGUCACCUGCUAAAAUGGGAGAAGAUAUAGUGAUUACAGCACAUGUUCUGAAGCAAGGAAAAACACUUGCAUUUGUUUCUGUGGAUCUGAUGAACAAGGCCACGGGAAAAUUAAUAGCACAAGGCAGACACACAAAACACCUGGGAAACUGAGAACAGCAGGGUAACCUAAAGAAACUCAACAAUGAAUGUCCAGAGUAAAUCUGACUUGAACAAAUAUAAUUUUCAAAAUAAAUUAGCACAACCACAA
Messenger RNA from Eubalaena glacialis (North Atlantic right whale), 732 nucleotides. RefSeq names its product acyl-CoA thioesterase 13 (gene ACOT13). Gene Ontology annotation, molecular function: fatty acyl-CoA hydrolase activity. Bases 213 to 635 code for a protein of 140 amino acids. The record is from RefSeq and is a predicted model, not a curated record. The transcript has 3 exons. NCBI's taxonomy places the organism in Eukaryota, Metazoa, Chordata, Mammalia, Artiodactyla, Balaenidae.